AUCUUAACAUACCCCUGGCUUUAUGGCUGUAUGCACUCUACUCUGUAUCAAUAUCUAAAACUAUCUCGGACUCGAACAAGGGAUAGGCUCAUGUGAACCUGCAUCAUCUGUUAUCGCCUUGCGGUGGGUUCCGAAUCCAUUUCUUCAUUUGGUUUUCUUCUUUAAAACGAGGAUUCCUCGAUUCAUUGGCAGUGGAGACAAGCACUGGACAAUCAAGAUGUCUUCAACGAAUUGUGAGAAACCACCGGUCGAUGUGACUGUUGCGUCUGAGCCUGAACCUGAGCUGCAUACCAUUUUUGACCGUACGCAGAAGAAACUGGUUGCUUUUGUGGUUACCAUUGUUGCGUCGUCCUCCACGCUACAAUCGAAUAUCUAUUUCCCCGCCAUCCCCACCAUUGCCGAAGAUCUCAAUGUCUCCGUUGAACUUGUCAACCUUACCGUCACCGCAUACCUCAUUUUCCAAGGCCUCGCGCCUAGUCUCUGGGGUCCAAUUUCCGAUGCUAGAGGCCGUCGCACGGCGUAUUUCGGCACGUUGAUCGUAUUGCUUGGUGCAUGUAUCGGCCUCGCACAGACACAGAAUUACACCACGCUCAUCAUCCUGCGAUGUCUCCAAAGUGCAGGCAGCGCCAGUACUAGCGCCAUCGGCUCCGGCGUGAUUGGGGAUAUCACCACGCGGGCUGAUCGUGGCGGAUACAUGGGUUUCUUCCUAGGUGUCAAAUUGAUCUCGAUUGCAAUCGGCCCGAUCAUCGGGGGUGCACUGGCGGGAUCCCUAGGAUGGAGGUCUAUUUUCUGGUUUCUGACAGCGUACAAUGCCUUCCUGCUCGUGCUGGUCGUGUUCUUGGUUCCAGAGACCUUGCGCUCGGUCAUUGGCAAUGGGGCUCGAGCGCCGUCUCAGCGCAUGGCGCGAUUCCCACUCACUCUCUACCAACGCUAUACCACGGUGAAAUGGGACGCAGACAAAGUUCCUCAGCAGAACCCGGCCCCGAAGCGCAUCGAUGUCCUGGCACCACUGCAGAUUCUCACCAGCAAAAUGGCCGCACCAAUUAUCAUCUUCUAUUCGAUUUAUUUCACAGUCUGGCAAAUGUGCGUCACUUCCAUGUCCGCCCUUUUCACAGCCCGUUACGGUCUCACGGUGACCCAAACAGGUCUGACAUUCAUCGCACUCGGCAUGGGCUCGAUAAUAGGCACACUCAUCACGGGCAAAAUCAUGAACCGUGAUUACCGCCGCUUGCAGGAGAAAUACGAGAACGACGCGUCCGAUGGACGGAUUUUCCCCCUUGAGAGGGCUCGGCUCAGCCCGGUCCCUGUCUACGUGAGCGUGCAAUGCCUGUCCAUAUUGCUCUUUGGGUGGACGGUGCAAUACCCAAACCAGGUCCAUAUCGCCGUGCCUAUCGUCGCGACUUUCUUCGGGGGGUGGUCGACUGUGUCUGUACAUUCGAACAUCACGACGUAUCUCGUUGAUAUAUUUCAUGACCGUAGUGCUGCUACCGCGGCUAGUCUUAAUCUUGCGCGGUGUUGUCUUGCGGCUGCUGGGACCAGCGCUAUUCUUCCCAUGGUGCAUGGUGUUGGGGCUGGAGGGGCGUUUACCAUUUGUAUUGCGGUGCAGCUGGUCUCGAUGAUUGGGUUGGGUGUACAGUGGAGGUAUGGUGGUGUUUGGAGGAGUAUGAAGGAGUCUGAAUGCUAUGAUUGAUUACGUCGUAUCAAAUAUAUAUAUAGAGAAUGAAAU
Messenger RNA from Aspergillus ruber CBS 135680, 1726 nucleotides. RefSeq names its product putative MFS multidrug transporter. The coding region runs from base 218 to 1690 and encodes 490 amino acids. Gene Ontology annotation, biological process: transmembrane transport. The record is from RefSeq and is a predicted model, not a curated record. NCBI's taxonomy places the organism in Eukaryota, Fungi, Ascomycota, Eurotiomycetes, Eurotiales, Aspergillaceae. Gene Ontology annotation, molecular function: transmembrane transporter activity. The transcript is spliced from 2 exons.